Molecule: messenger RNA, 613 nt
Organism: Neocloeon triangulifer
Lineage: Eukaryota; Metazoa; Arthropoda; Insecta; Ephemeroptera; Baetidae
Product: C-type lectin mannose-binding isoform-like
Exons: 4
Coding region: 56-538 (160 amino acids)
Biological process (GO): biological process involved in interspecies interaction between organisms
Cellular component (GO): external side of plasma membrane
Molecular function (GO): carbohydrate binding
Source: RefSeq, a predicted model, not a curated record
AGUGAGUUCUGCAGUAAAGACAAAUUUGUCAUCACUCUAGAAAAGACAAGCAAGGAUGAAGGUCUACGGUGUUUUAGCCGUUCUUGCCAUUACUUUGACGACUUUAGUUCAAGCAGAUGAUUAUUCUAAUGACCCUAGUUCAGCUGAAGUGGCAGUGGCACUGUCUAGAAUAUCCCAUGGAAAAUUGUAUAUUAGCGCUGAAAAGAAAAAUUGGCAAGAUGCUAAUCGUUCAUGCGAAAUGCAAAAAAUGGAACUAGCAAGCAUUAAGACCGAAGCUGCGGAGAUGGAAAUUAGAACUGCAAUAGCGGAUAACCAGGAAGUGUUUUGGAUAUCUGGUACUGAUUUUGGGUCUAGGGGAAUUUUUGACUGGGAAUGGAUUGACCGUGCACUCAAAUCAGAUAUAAAAGAAGAGCCAAAGAACACUACCACCAUCCAAUGCACAAAUCUCUGGUACACUGAAGAAAGAGGACUUUUGUGGAAGGACAGCCCCUGCCACUUGCUAUAUAGAUUUAUUUGUGAGCUUGGACAGUUGGAUUAAAAAAAAAACCAUUAUAUGAAUCGAAAAUUGGACUGAAGUUUGAUUUAACAAGGGAGCAGAACAAAUAAUUAAUAA